Ectocarpus sp. CCAP 1310/34 is the source of this 2004-nucleotide messenger RNA. NCBI's taxonomy places the organism in Eukaryota, Phaeophyceae, Ectocarpales, Ectocarpaceae. The record is from the annotation of a GenBank genome assembly.
GUGUGGGAGUGCCUCCGCUGCCUGGAUCUCGCAACACUCAGUCAGUAUGGCGCGGAAAAGGAUGAGAGUGAUGUCUCCUCAGGCUCUUCUCUUCGUGGUAGCAAUUGCGGUGACUGCUUUCUCAGGGUUUGCGGAGGCGUUCAAAGACCCGCACAACAAGUUCUGCGGCGAGGACGAGUGCUACGCGGUGCUGGGCCUCCAGCGCGGAGCAGACAAGGCUGACAUCAAGAAGGCUUACCGCACCAUCUCGCUGGAAGUUCACCCAGACAAGAACCCGACCGCUGCGGCGAAGGAAAAGUUCACGAAAGUGGCCAAGGCUUACGGUGUCUUCAUGGACGAGGAGCUGAACAAGAAGUACCACUUCUUCCUUGACCACCCGGACGCCUACUGGCUCGAGUAUGGCCACCACUGGGUCAUGCGCUACGCGUCCGCCUCGGAUGUACGCGGCGUCCUCCUCGGCCUUCUCGUGCUCGUCUCUUUCUUCGCCUAUGGCAUCCAGCACACGCGGUACACGACCGCCGUGAGAUAUCUCCGGAAGGCGGCCGAGAAGAACCUGGGACCUAAGUCGGGGGGCAACGCGGCGACCAUGCAGCUGAGGAGGGAGGCGGAAGCCCUGCUCGCCGAGCGCAAGGGAGAGGCCCAGGGGGGCAAGAAGAACGGGGUCGGCUCUAAAGGGAGCAAGGUAGUAAAGCAGACCCGCAAGGAAAAGGAGGCCGAGUUGGCCGAGGUGAUCGCCGAGCUCUCGCUGCAGGUGGAGAUCAAGGGCAGCUGCCGCAAGCCCACGUGGAGGGACCAGCCGGUGGUGCUCCUCGCCAUGCUUCCCGUCCACACUGCCACUUACCUGUGGCACAAGUUUCAGCUGGUAGCGUCGAAGCUGACGAAGAGGGAGGUGACGGCGUCGGAGCGAGAGUACUGGGCCCGCCGUUCGGUGGGGAGUAGCACGUGGGACGAUCUUGACGCCGAGACCAGGGCCGCGGCCACGGAAGGCGACGCUUGGAGGGGGGGCGAAGCGAUGGAGGAUUGGAAAGAGGUAUACCUUUACGGGGGGGGGACGUCCUCUUCCAAGGGGCUUCGGAAGCGCAACAAGGUCGCCAGCGGAAGCAUAAUGAAGGGGGUGCUAGGGGAAGGGCCGGAGGUAGAGUACUAGAUUUCUUCAGGUGUUUUUGCUGGUUUAGUCCGCGCGCAUGGCACGGGCGCGUCCCCUUUGCUACAGCCUGUUUUUUGUUUCGAUCACGAGACAAGUGUUUGGUGCGUCCGUUCUCUGGAGCAACCGCGUGUUGCGGUUUCCGCUUCAGAGAGGGGCACGCAAUUGGUGAAUUUCUCGGGGGGGUGUUUGUUUUCCCUUGGGGGGGACUCCUUCCUCUCUACCCCAGCGAUGAGUGUCUCUCGGUUGGUCGUUUUGGCGGAUUGUACGUGGCGUGGGGGUUGUGGCAGAGCCUUAGCCUUGUCGGUCGAGGCGUUUAGGAGGUGGGGGUGGGCGGGUGGGGUUGGGUGCGGGAGGUGAUGGUGUGAGAGCUUUCAGAGGCGCUUUCUCUCUCAAGGCUUGUGGUUUUGCCUUGAUGGACCGAUCCUCGGCGAAAGGUACGGGGCGUGGCACUGGUGAGCCUGCAAGAGACGGAUAGUGGCGGUAAUAACGCCGACUUCCCCGAGCGAAAACGAGAGAAGGCGGGUAGAGGAUAGGAACGGGCUGGUUUGCUUCGUGUUGAGAGGCAACAGCGCUGUUGCGGGCUUUUGAGUCAAAUGCCGACAGAAAGUUGGACAAACGCAAGAGCCCGCUUCGCUGCCAUGAUCGGUUAGCUUUUGUAUCCGUUUUGCAACUCCACGAGAUGCCUAUUUUCAGACUCGAGCAAACAUGUGUUGUGGGUUUGAAAGUGUUACGAGACACGCCAAGGCUGGUGCGCUGUGGUCCUUGUACGAAGCUUGCGGGGUUCGAGUCACACGCACCCCUCCCACCCCGUCUGCAGAGACGUUGAUGGCGCACUUCCUUUAGAACGGGUGGUGCCU